Messenger RNA from Wallemia ichthyophaga EXF-994, 2658 nucleotides. Its product is annotated as L-serine dehydratase. Bases 1 to 2658 code for a protein of 885 amino acids. Gene Ontology annotation, cellular component: ribosome. Gene Ontology annotation, molecular function: protein heterodimerization activity; L-serine ammonia-lyase activity; structural constituent of ribosome. NCBI's taxonomy places the organism in Eukaryota, Fungi, Basidiomycota, Wallemiomycetes, Wallemiales, Wallemiaceae. The transcript has 8 exons. Gene Ontology annotation, biological process: gluconeogenesis; DNA-templated transcription initiation; translation. The record is from RefSeq and is a predicted model, not a curated record.
AUGGCGGACAACAAGCCAACACCAAGAACAGCGCAUCUGAUAUCGCUUAUGCUCGCAUCCAAGGGGAUAAACGAUGCACCACCAGCAACGAUCCAUAUGUUGCUUGACUUCUCCAACAGGUACACGCACGAGAUAUUAUCAGAUUCGCUAGUUUAUGCAGAGUACGCCGGCAGGAAUGGUCAUGGCGGUGUUGAGCUUGGUGAUGUUGAGAUGGCGAUAUCUGUGAAAUCAAACCACCAAUUCUCUCUCGCGCCACCUAAGGAAUACCUCCUUGAACUCUCGCAGACACUUAACUCGCGUCCGCUGCCGCCGCUGCCAGAGUCAUAUGGUCCUAGAAUGCCCCCACCAAGGCAUAGACUCACAGCGCCUAACUUCUCCCUCAUUCCGUCAACCUCGAGGGGGAGCGAGGACAUUUCCGUUGGUGAAUCCGGUGACAGACUCACUCGUGCAGCAAAGGUCCUUGAGCAACUCACUGGUCAAACUCCAGUCACCUCAAAGGCACGCUACACCGUCCGUACCUUCGGUAUCCGUCGUAACGAAAAGAUCGCUUGCCACGUUACCGUUAGAGGUCCAAAGGCUGAGGAAAUCUUAGAGCGUGGCCUUAAGGUUAAGGAGUACGAGCUUAAGAAGGGUAACUUUAGUGAAACUGGUAACUUUGGUUUCGGUGUCGACGAGCACAUCGAUUUGGGUAUCAAGUAUGACCCAGGUAUUGGUAUCUUCGGUGCUGACUUCUACGUCGUCAUCUCCCGCCCUGGUUACCGCGUUGCUAAGCGUAAGUCUCGCAACAACAAGAUUGGCUUCCAGCACAAGGUCAAGAAGGAGGAAGCUCAAGCUUGGUUCAAGCAACGUUUUGAUGGUAUUAUCUCUGCCAACGCGAUAUGCUUAUCAGGUGAAUUGCAAAGUGAGAUUAGAGCAAAAAAUGCGGGCGUUGAUUUGAAUAAAAACUAUGAUGACUUUGAUGAGAAGGAGCUUAGCGGCUGGAAGGAUGCUGAAAAUCCCGGGCCCACGCGCACAACCACUGCGUUCUUCAGUAGCUUCACAGCGUACUCACAAACCACCACGCCCAAAACAGAACACGCCGUCAUAUCGACUUUCGAUCUCUUCUCAAUUGGGAUUGGACCAUCAAGCUCGCACACAUGCGGACCGUUACGCGCAGCGCGUAUAUUCGUGAACGAUUUAACUGAUUCCGGGGUGCUAUCUAAGGUGCACUCGCUGAAAAUAACGCUGUAUGGCUCGCUAGCCCUGACUGGCGGUGGGCACAUGACCGACAAGGCAAUUUGCUGGGGGCUUCAGGGAUUCGAUCCAGAGGAUAUGAGUAUGGAUGUAAACACGCUUCCUGGCAAGUUCGAGAAGGUGGAGAAGGAGCGCGCGAUUGAGCUGCGCAGUGAGAACUCUCAGACAAAGAAGGUCACCUUCGAUAUACACAAGGACAUCAACUGGCGGAUGGACGAGGCACUCCCACGCCAUCCGAACGCGAUGCAGAUUAGCGUUUUCGCUGAGUCGGGUGAUCUGCUCGCCACUAACACCUUCUACUCGAUCGGCGGCGGGUUCGUCGUGCACGACAACACCGAGAUCACGGAGAAUGUCUUCUACAAGGCGAUCAAGAAGGAUGAGGUGGAUAGGUCGAGACGCGAGGUGCAGGUGGUAGAGGAGGGCGGGGAUGGUGCGAGCGCAUCAGGCACACCCAAAGAAGUCCCCUUCCCUUUCCACACGGGUGACGAACUGCUCCAGCUGUGCGCAACGCACAACCUCACCAUUGCGCAGAUAGUCUACAACAACGAGCUGACGUGGUACACGCCCGAGGAGAUUGACGCAAAGCUAACGACUAUCUGGCACGCAAUGGACGACAGCAUCCUCAAUGGGAUAUCCGCCAACGAGGAGUAUUUGCCCGGCCCAAUGAAGGUGAAGAAGCGCGGGAAGAUGUUGUACAGUAGGCUACAGAGCGGGCUAUAUAGGCGAAGCAGCCAAGACGCGCAAAACACUCCACAGAUUCACGGCAACAUUUCCCAUCCCCUACCCCCUAUCCCGCCGCGUCGGAACAACGAAGUGAAAACCAUAGAUUUCCUCAUGUGUUACUCGAUAGCGGUGAUGGAGGCUAAUGCAUGUGGGGCGCGACUGGUAACAUCCCCCACUAUGGGCAGUGCUGGUGUGAUACCGGCGGUAUUGAAAUAUUAUCUGGAGUUCCUAUCCCACGAUGCACACACCGACAUGCAACAGUUCCUCCUCACCAGCGCAGCAAUAGCCAUGCUCAUACGUCGUGGUGCUUCAAUCAGUGCCGCAGAGGCAGGGUGCAUGGGGGAGGUCGGAAGUGCUACGUCUAUGGCGGCGGCAGGAUUCGCGGCGCUCAAUGGAGGCAGCACCAAGGAGAUACUCCAGGCGGCUGAGUGUGGAAUAGAGCAUUUCUUAGGCCUUACUUGCGAUAUUCCUCACGGUCUCGUGCAGGUGCCAUGCAUUGAGCGCAACUACCUCGGCGCCGUCAAGUCUAUCAGUGCCGCUCAGCUAGCUCUCUCCACCAACGGCGAACACGUUGUCUCGUUUGAUAUGGCCAUCAAUGCUAUGCGUGAGACGGCCGCGCUGAUGAGUACGCAGCUCAAGGAGACUUCUCUCGCCGGUCUGGCCACGUCGGUGAAGAUACCGGUAUCUGUGUCUGAGUGUUGA